Myxocyprinus asiaticus (Chinese sucker) is the source of this 2018-nucleotide messenger RNA. Its product is annotated as parathyroid hormone-related protein-like. The coding region runs from base 280 to 909 and encodes 209 amino acids. Lineage: Eukaryota; Metazoa; Chordata; Actinopteri; Cypriniformes; Catostomidae. Gene Ontology annotation, cellular component: extracellular region. Gene Ontology annotation, molecular function: hormone activity; peptide hormone receptor binding. The transcript has 5 exons. Gene Ontology annotation, biological process: adenylate cyclase-activating G protein-coupled receptor signaling pathway; bone mineralization; osteoblast development. The record is from RefSeq and is a predicted model, not a curated record.
AGGAGCUUUGCGAGUCAAGACAACUUCAGACGAGUUUGCCCAAAUCUGAGCAUCUCUUGAAGGGACAAACUCUUAUUUCUCCGAGAGCAGGACAACAAUAAACCAGUGAUAUCAGAAGACAUUUUACUAAGAAGAAAUUAUCCUUAUGGAUUGUUAAGACAGCUUUGGAGAGUUGCGUCUGAUACCACCACACCUGGAAACUUUGAGGACUCUCUCACUCUGUCUCGCAAGGACAGAAGAUUUGGAGACACAGGCAUCAUUGUGUUCAGAAUCGAGAGGAUGGGGAUGUUGUGUUCUGGAAGAGUUCUGCAACAGUGGUUCUUCACUCUGUUUUUACUGUGUUCUCCUGUACCGCACCACGGCCGGCCUGUCGAUGCCCUCAGCAGCCGAAUGAAGCGCUCAGUGACGCAUGCGCAGCUAAUGCACGAUAAGGGACGGACGCUGCAGGAUAUUAAGAGGCGCAUGUGGCUGACGGAACUGUUGCAUGAAGUGCACACGGCAGAGAUCCGUGAGGGGCAGCAGCGAGCCACCAUUGGCAGCAGCGGAGGUGGAGGGGGCGGUCUCACAAUUGCCGUGCCGAUGGGCAUAGGCAUGGGGGUCGCCAUGGGAACGGGCACCAUCCAUCCGAAACCUGCAGGUGGCACAAAGAAUCUGCCAAUCAGCUUUCGGCUUGAGGACGAGGAGGGUACGAACCUCCCACAGGAAACCAACAAGUCGCAAACAUACAAAGAGAGUACGCUGAAGGCCAUCGGCAAGCGGAAGAAGAAAGGCCGCAUGGGGAAGAAGAGGGAGGGGGAGAAGAGGAAGAGGAGGGCUCGCUCGCUGGUCCGAUCGCCGCUAGAAGAGUUUGGGAGCGGCUUCCAUCUGGAGUGGCGGUCGUACUUGGGCCAGCAGGUGGCGCUGCACUAAGACACUGUCAGUCUCUGACAACGAUCCGUGAGGACAUUUGAAAUGGACAUUUAAAUGCUCAUGAGGAAAAUAUUUAUUGUCUGUAAAUAUUCUUAAUGCGCCCGAACAGUGACAAUGACAUAUAAAGAUACUGCUAAAGCAUUUUAACAGCUCCACGGAGCUACAGAUUUGGAUCCUUGUGAAUACUUUGCUUUAUUUCUUUUUCAUUUUUCGUUUUAUUCGUUUUAUUAGGACUAUGCCUCUAUUACCGUGUCAGAAUUCCUGUAAUUUAUUUUGUUUGAAUGGUGUAUUUAUUUUGUAAAGUUAUCAAGGUGCUGCUGACCUUCUAUAUUUUUGUACUAUAAUGCACUUUAGAUAUAUAAAUAUAGAAAUAUAAACAGGUAAUGGACGUAUUUUGUGGUUUAAUUGAAUGAAGAAGAUUAUAGCCCUGCCGUCUUGUGCUCAUCUGCUUCUCUGUUUUUUAUUGUAUGUUUGACAGCUUUGUCAUCCAAGUUUCUGUAUGUCGAUGGCUCUGUUCCAAAAUCUAGUGAGCUGCCUACCUAGACAAUAUUACGGCGUCAUUGUAGGCAUCAAGGUACUUCUUUAAAUUCUAAUGCAGUACCUCAAAUAUCCUUUAUAGAUAACGCAAUUCAUUCAAGAAGGCAGACGAGUCGAGUCUAGAGAAAUGUCAAAAAUACAUACACUAUAUGUAUUAAGUAUAUUUCUUUCAAUAAGUACAGAUUAUAAACUGUAUUGUUAUGCUUAUUAGAGGAUUGCAUUGUUAGCUUAGCAAUAUGCUUAUCUCAAACUUGUAAUUACUCGUGAGUUGCUGCCUAUGUAGAGCACUCCCUUAUGAGGUUCAAUGCAAGGCAGCUCACUAAAGUUUAGAACAGAGCUUUUGUGUAUGUUAUCAUUUUUGGUUUCUUUACUGCUGUCCUGGACGUGCCUCACGUCAACCACUCCGAUAACAGUCUGUUCUCAACAGCGUGUCCCUUUUGGCCACCGGCUACAACUGCGCAUCAAAACCACAGAGUGACCUGUACACGACCAGCACACGUUAUAGAAUAACUCUUGUUGUUUUGCACUGAGAGAAAAACCCUGUACUGAAUGAAUUAAACAUCUGACCGUCU